AGUUCAAACCCAACAAAUCUCUCUUGGACACCUGACCGAACCGAAAUUGGUCGGUGGUUUUGCUCACCCCUAGAGGCAGAUGGAUCAGCUUACAAGUUGCAAUGCAAGGAAUUGCGCAUGAAACGCACCAUUUUCCUUUUCCGUCAAAAACUCCUGCUUUUUCUCUAAAAGUUGAAUCGGAAAUGAAUAACCAGAUCCCUCGUCGAUGUGGAUUCUAAUUUGAAAUCCAGGUGGGGAAAUUUCUCAGCGCGCUAUGACGGAGAAACAGCUGAUCGUUGCCGUUGAAGGCUCCGCUGCCAUGGGGCCCUUCUGGCAAAGCAUCCUUUCUGAUUACCUUGAAAAGAUCAUCAGGUCUUUUGUUGGUAGUGACUUGACUGGGCAGAAGCCUGCAACUUCUACUGUUGAGCUCUCACUCGUCACAUUUUAUGCUCAUGGAUCUUAUUCUGCUUGCCUAGUGCAACGAAGUGGCUGGACAAGGGACAUUGAUAUCUUUCUACAAUGGUUAUCUUGUAUUCCUUUUGCUGGUGGUGGCUUCAAUGAUGCUGCAAUUGCAGAAGGGCUUUCUGAAGCAUUAAUGAUGUUCCCUUUUGCUCCAAAUGCAAGCCAAGCUCAACAGAAUACAGAUGCACAAAGGCAUUGUGUUCUUGUUGCUGCAAGUAACCCUCAUUCGUUGCCAACACCAGUCUACCGACCGCAAAUACAAAAUUUGGAGCAGAGUGAAAAUAUUGAUCUGCAAACAGAAAGUCGUCUAUCUGAUGCUGAGACAGUUGCUAAAUCAUUUCCCCAGUGCUCUGUUUCUCUAUCUGUCAUUUGUCCAAAACAGCUUCUGAAACUCAGAGCAAUCUACAAUGCAGGAAAGCGCAAUACCAGAGUAGCAGAUCCGACAGUUGACAAUGUUAAAAAUCCUCAUUUUCUUGUUCUAAUCUCUGAGAACUUCAUGGAGGCUCGUACUGCUUUAACUCGUCCUGGAGUUUCAAAUCUUUCUGCUAAUCAGAGUCCUGUGAAAAUGGAUGUUUCUUCAGUUCCUUCUGUUGCAGGGCCACCUCCACCCUCAAUAUCAUCAGUGAAUGGAUCUAUCAUGAACCGACCACCAAUUUCUGUUGGAAAUGUCCCCACUGCAACUGUAAAAAUUGAACCAACUACUGUAACUUCUAUGGCACCUGGACCUGUUUUUUCACAUAUUCCAUCUGCACGCCCUGCUACUCAAGCAGUUCCAAGUCUGCAGACUUCUUCACCGCCUACGACUAGUCAAGAAAUGAUGACGAAUGGUGAAAAUGUGCCAGAACUGAAACCUACAGUCAGUGGGAUGCCGCAGUCUGUACGUCCUGUGCCUCCUGGUGCGGCAAAUGUUAGCAUACUGAAUAAUCUCUCUCAAGCACGCCAAGUGAUGAACUCUGCUGCCUUAACUGGAGGAUCUUCGAUUGCUCUCCCAUCAAUGAAUCAAACUCCUGUGGCCAUGCACAUGUCUAAUAUGAUAUCCAGUGGAAUGGCAACUUCUGUGCCUGCUGCUCAAACUGUCUUCUCAUCAGGACAGCCUGGUAUUACUUCAAUGACAGGAUCAGGCACUCUUACAGGAACUUCGCAAAUUGCACCAAACUCUGGUCUUGGUUCAUUUGCUUCUUCAACUUCUAACAUAUCUGGAAAUUCAAAUCUGGGGAUUUCACAGCCAAUGGCUAACCUUCAAGGAGGUGUUAGCAUGGGUCAAUCUGUGUCAGGCAUGAGUCAAGGAAAUCUCUCAGGAGGACAAAUGGUACAAAGUGUAAUUGGCAUGAACCAGAACGUGAUGAAUGGUCUUGGUCCAUCUGGUGUCUCCUCUGGAACCAGCACUAUGAUUCCAACUCCCGGAAUGCCGCAACAAGCACAAACAGGAAUGCAAUCGCUUGGUGUGAACAACAACUCAGCAGCUAAUAUGCCAUUGUCACAGCAAACAACGAGUGCUUUGCAAUCAGCACAAUCCAAAUAUGUCAAAGUCUGGGAAGGAAAUUUGUCUGGACAACGUCAAGGGCAACCUGUCUUUAUCACCAGAUUGGAAGGUUAUAGGAAUGCUUCAGCUUCUGAAUCGCUUGCAGCAAACUGGCCACCAACAAUGCAGAUAGUUCGGCUCAUUUCUCAGGACCACAUGAAUAACAAGCAGUAUGUUGGGAAGGCAGAUUUUCUAGUAUUUCGGGCAAUGAAUCAGCAUGGAUUUCUUGGCCAACUGCAAGUGGAUUUCUUGUGUGCAGUCAUCCAGUUGCCAUCACAGACGUUGCUGCUUUCUGUUUCGGACAAAGCUUGCCGCUUGAUAGGGAUGCUUUUUCCUGGGGAUAUGGUUGUGUUUAAGCCUCAAAUACCCAGUCAGCAGCAGCAACAGCAACAAAUGCAACAACAGCAGCAACAGCAACAAAUGCAACAACAGCAUCACCAGCAGAUGCAAUCGCAGCAGCAUCAACAGCUACAACAACAACAGCACCCGCAGCUUCAACAGCAGCAGCAACUUCCGCAGCUGCAGCAGCAGCAGCAGCUUCCACAAAUGCAACAUCAGCAGCAGCAUCCCAGUCAGUUGCAGCAACAGCAACAACUCUCUCAGCUUCAACAACAGCAGCAACUUCAGCAGCAGCAACAGCAGCAGCUUCCACCACUACAGCAGCAGCAGCAACAACAACUUCCGCAGCAACAACAAAUGGUCGGGACAGGGAUGGCUCAAGCUUAUGUUCAAGGUCCAGGUCGGUCACAGUUAGUUUCUCAGGGACAUGUUUCAUCACAAGGUCCGACAAACUUGCCCGGAGGUGGCUUUAUGGGUUAGUAAGAACAAUAAAUUAGAGUGGAACCAGAAUGCAUCAACUGUAAUAAAAAAACAAAUAGCAAUGAUGAAAAAAGAAAUUCUAGAUUAGCAAUUAUAUCGCCUUUUGGCCUCUUGGACUAGUAGCUUUAUCCGCAGCUUAAAAUAUGCUUACAUGUAAAAAUAUGUAUCUUAUUGAAUUAAGCCAGCCCUUUGACCAUAUAUCAGUACAUGCCUUGUGAACAUGGUCAUUCAGAGCCUAUUAUUUGGUUAUGUGGUUUACAUUUUGCUGCUAAUACUAUUGAAACCUACAACUUAAUUUGGA
This is a messenger RNA of Jatropha curcas, 3083 nucleotides long. The record is from RefSeq and is a predicted model, not a curated record. Lineage: Eukaryota; Viridiplantae; Streptophyta; Magnoliopsida; Malpighiales; Euphorbiaceae.